AUGUCCAUUAAUACAGCCAAUACCCCAGAUGGUCGUGGUGUGUUAAUUUACAAUGGGGAAGUAAUUCUAGUUUUUGCAAGGGAUGUGGUGAUGACUGUUGAGAAGAAUAGCAAUCAGGGCUUGGAAGGGAAAUACAACGGCGUACUUUACCUGACAUCACAUCGUAUAAUAUUCAUGCCAGAUACACCUAAGCGUUUUGUGUCAUUUGAAAUCCCAUUCUCAUCAAUGCAGGAUGUUCAUUUGGAACAACCGAUUUUUGGGGCUAAUUACUUACGAGGCAUUGCAACUGCCAUUCCUGGGUCGCAGCUGUAUGGCGAAGUACCGUGGCGUCUAACUUUCAAUAAAGGUGGUUGUAUCGAUUUUGGUCGUACCUUGUUGGAAGCUGUCGACAGAGCUGAAAGGUUUCGUCCUUCGAACGCACCUCCUCCUUAUGCUCCACCUCAAGGGUAUUUCUAUGCAGCCCCACCGGACUACUACGCUCCUUCAGUUGAUGGUAAGCGUCACAAUGGGCUACGACCGCCCACUCAUGCAUUCCCUGAUCGUCCUAGCUCAGAUUCAGUUUUUAUGUGUGAAGCUCCUCCUCCGUAUUCGGGACCUGCCUUCAUCAUUACCGUCCUCUAUCCUUCAAUUGUGUUUAACUUCAGAAUGGCGUCAAAUUUGACGGUGAAAGUACAUCCUGUGGUUUAUAUGACCAUUGUGGAUUCUUACCUCCGCCGACAGCGCCCAACAAAAGCUGGACAGCCGCCUAAUGACAAAGCUCUUGGUACUCUGAUGGGCUUCUAUGAAAAGGAUGCUGUUCAGGUCACUAACUGUUUCGCAAUUCCAUUUUGUGAGUCGCGCGAUGAUCUUGAACUUGAUGAUUCGUUCAAUCAGCAAAUGAUUCAAAUGCUGAAAAGGGCUGCGCCAACUGAGCAACCUGUGGGCUGGUUCUACACAUCUUCUGAUCUUUCUUCAAACUGCUUAAUCUAUCAUGAUUACUACAACAGAGUUAUUAACGAGGUUUGUUCAUUGCUUAAGGAAAUGUACCACAUUUUAUACUGCCUGAUGCCUUUCUUUCCCUAUUAUCUCAUCAUACUGCAAAGCUGGUUGUUUUUGAAUAUGGAAAAUGUUUCAUUUCGUAAUUUCUCACUAUUCAUCGGGCUAUGGGUUUUUCAGGUUUCGCGGAAGGAAUCACCACCACUCAUUCUGUUAACUCUCGAUACAACGUUCUCUAGUGCCGAUAACAAAUAUCGUAUGCCUAUGAGAGCCUAUCUUAGAACGAUGGCUGGUAUUCCUCGUGCUCGGGAUCCGCACUGCGCAAUAUUUAAUCCACUCCGUAAUGCUCUUGACUCAAGGCGUCGUGAAGUAACAAUGGAGAAUGGGCUACAGCAGCUUGAGAGAAGUAUCGGCAAGAUAAUUGAAUGGCUAGAACGUCUUCUUGAGUAUGUUAAUGAGGUAAUGUCUCGUAGUGAACUUCCUGCUGAUGCAACAAUGGGUCGACGACUAAUGGAUAUUGUUAACACGGCUGCUACACACAUGCUAGCGGAGAAAUUUGAUAGCCUUGUUAAGAAUAGCCUUAGGGACUACAUGAUGAUAUCGUACUUAGCCAAUUUAACUAAUACGCAACUUCAAAUACACGAAAGGAUGACGAACAUCUAA
Messenger RNA from Angiostrongylus costaricensis, 1638 nucleotides. Lineage: Eukaryota; Metazoa; Nematoda; Chromadorea; Rhabditida; Metastrongylidae. The record is from the annotation of a GenBank genome assembly.